GCGCUGAGGAGGGCAGGAAGAAGUGGAGUAGGAGUUGGGGAAAGUGGUCAGGAAAAGGUGGAAGGAGGCAGAGAGGUGGCGGGGUGGUUCCUCCGCAGAGAGGAGGCCCCGCCCCACGCUGCCCCUGCCGUCAGCGCUGGUCAACCCCCGCAAGGUUCCCGGAUGUGCUUGCCGGCCUCCAUCUUGUGAGUCCGAAGGACCUGCGGCGUUUUGUGAAAACUCUGGAGUCAGGUCAGCAGAGGGAAGUCAGAAAUGGGCGGUCCUCAAGGCGCUCCAGGAACCAGGUGGUGACGAACUGGGUCUCAGUUGCACUUGCUAAAGCCAGAACAGCAGAGGAGGCCCAGGCAGUGCCAGGAGUCAAGGCGUGCUGGAUCCCAUCAUCUCCGUUCCUGCUCACACGUUUACCUGCUGCUCCUGAACAACAGGCCUUAUGCCUCUCUUUCCAAACCUUUCACACCUCGGCUUUGAGCAAGACUUACAGAACCCGACUGUGAUAGAGGACUUGGUAGAGGCACAGGAUUCCAUAGAUGAGGAAGAGGAGGAUGCCUCCUCCUCUUCCUCUUUCCACUUUUUAUUCCCCUCCUCUUCUUCGUCCUCAUCCUCACUCUGUACUCUAUUUCUGAGUGCUUCAGAAGAUGAGGAGAUGCCUGUUGCUGGGAUACCACCUCUUCCCCAGAGUCCUCCCGAGAUUCCUCCCCAAGGUUCUCCUGAGAUGUCUCCCCAGGGUGUUCCACAGAGUUCUCCCCAGAGUCAUCUGCAGAAUCAUCCCCCGAGUCCUCUGCAGAAUCCUCCCCAGAGUUCUCUGAACUCCUGCUCCUCCCCUUUCUUGUGGACCCCAUUGGAGGAGGAGUCUAGCAGUGAAGAAGAGCAGGAAACACCUGUAUGGCAGGCUUUCCCAGAUAGUCAGUCCUUGAGCAGGUAUGUGCUGGAUGAAAAAGUGACUGAGUUGGUGCAGUUUUUUCUCCUCAAGUAUCAAAAAAAGGAGCCUGUCACAAAGGCAGAGAUGCUGAGUAUUGUCACCGAGGAAUAUAAGGACUAUUUUCCUAUGAUCUUUGGGAAAGCCCAUCAGUUCAUAGAGCUAAUUUUUGGCAUUUCCCUGACUGAUAUGGACCCUGAGAACCACUGCUAUUUCUUUGAAGACACAUUAGACCUCACCUGUGAGGGAAGCCUGCUUGAUGACCAGGGCAUGCCCCAGAACUGUCUCCUGAUUCUUAUUCUCAGUACGAUCUUCAUAAAGGGCAACUGUGUCCCCGAGGAGGCCAUCUGGGAAGUGUUGAGUGCAAUAGGGGUGUAUCCUGGGAGGGAGCACUUUAUAUAUGGGGAGCCGAGAGAGCUCCUCACUAAAGAUUGGGUGCAGAGAAAGUACCUGGAGUACCGGGAGGUGCCCAACAGUGCUCCUCCACAUUACGAAUUCUUGUGGGGUACAAGAGCCCAUUCAGAAGUCAGCAAGAGGAAAGUCCUAGAGUUUUUGGACAAGCUAUCUGCUACCAUCCCUAAUUCCUUUCCGUCCUGGUACACGGAUGCUUUGAAAGAUGUGGAAGGCAGAGCCCAGGCCAUGACUGACACCGCAGAUGAUAGUACUGCCAUGGCCAGUGCAAGCCCCAGUGUCAUGUCCUCCAACUUCUGUCCUGAGUGAAGUCUGAGGCACAGUCUUCCCUGUGUUUGAAGAGGGCAGUCGAGGUUCUAGGCAGUGGAGGGCCAGAGUGGAGCCAGAGGGACCACAGUGUUUUUUGUGUUCUUGUUUCAUAUGAGUGACUUAGAGUUUAACAGUUUUUGUGUGUGCGGGGGGGUGUAUUUUACAAAUGCUUCUCCUUCCAAUAAAGGAGUUGGUCUUUGACUCAAAUUCUAGCAUCUUUGAGUUGCAAUCUUAGUUUAUGAUUAUUAUUUCCACUUGUGUUGCUGUUUGUCUGGUUUAAGAGAAAGAGUGAUAUUUCAUAAGGAAAAAAGGGAAAACCUGUCUUAUUCUGUGAACCGAAACAGUAUAUUGUGAUGUUCGGUAAGAAUUUUCUUUAAAACGUGAAAUAACUCUGCAGUUAACUGGUGGAACAAAAUAAAGUAUGGUUGAUAUAUUCGCAUGACCUUAUCCUGUUACUGUGUUGCGCUUCCAAAUUAAAGAUUCAUACCUUGAAUUG
Callithrix jacchus (white-tufted-ear marmoset) is the source of this 2132-nucleotide messenger RNA. Its product is annotated as melanoma-associated antigen C3. The record is from RefSeq and is a predicted model, not a curated record. Gene Ontology annotation, cellular component: nucleus. NCBI's taxonomy places the organism in Eukaryota, Metazoa, Chordata, Mammalia, Primates, Cebidae. Gene Ontology annotation, biological process: negative regulation of transcription by RNA polymerase II.